GCUCCCCACCCAGCAACUGGAUAAGCCUAGCAGAUAACGAGUUCCCCGACUUCGCUCCCCUCUUUACGGGACUCUCCCCAAAAGAAGACUCCGACCGCUCGCACAUCGUAUGUGCUGCCGACUCGACGGCCAUGGCGACCCCCAACGCCGCGGGCUCAUCUCGGCAACCCCACGUGCCCAUCGAAAUAGACAACAGCGAGUCUCCAUCUAGCGGCUUAGACUCGACCGGCCGCGAUCAUGACCCGAUCCAACGUGUGGUGCAAAUGUGUCGAUGGCGGACCGCGCGCCACCACGACCAAGAGUGCUCUCGAUACUUCGACUGUCCUUCCCACGUAGUUGAACGGGCGCUGUCGGACACAGGACACAGGGCGGAAGUCGCGGAGGAAGAAGGUCAAGAACAAGAAAACGCGGAAGAUGAAGAUACCCAGAGCACCGUCUCGCCGCUCAGUGAAGAUGAUGAAGAGGAGGAUAGUGGUCGAAGCGCUCGAUCCCCUUCGCCAGAGGCCCAGACAUUGGCAACCGAAGUGACAAACGCCGCGACAGGAGCUCGUGGGACACCUGAAGUGCCAGGGACACAGCGAGAAGGUAUAACGGUGGGCUCAAACAGUGAAGUUGCGCCGUGGGACAACUUGCACCUUUCAAGACCAUUAGCGGGGAGAAGUGGGAGCGGGGAAAAUCAGAGCGAACUGCCUGUAUCCCGGGUUCCUGGACCUUUGCCGAGAAGCGAUGGGGCCGUUUCCGGAUCGCAGGCUACCAACACCUCCGCCUCCAGCCUCGCUUCCGUCACCAAUCCAUUGCCAAGGUCGCCCCCUACUCUGUCGACACCCGUGGAACGUACCCGCUCAGGGGUGGUGCUGCCACGGUGGCAGCCGGACUCGGAAACGACGUACUGUCCAAUCUGCGGCACUCAAUUCAGCAUUUUCGUGAGAAAACACCAUUGCCGCAAGUGCGGCCGGGUAGUCUGCAACUCGUGCUCGCCACACCGCAUCACGAUACCUCACCAGUAUAUUGUCCGGCCGCCGGGUGCCCCCCGGCCUCUCUCACAGGGGCCUUCCCUUUCCCUACUGGACAGCCAGGGGUGGUAUCCCGAGUUUGGUGGUGGUGAGAGAGUCCGGCUGUGCAACCCUUGUGUCCCCGACCCCAACACGGCGCCGCCCCAAGACCAAGGGCUCCAGGCCAGGUCACGGAAUGAGUUGAGCUCACCUGUGCGGACUGACAACUCACCCUCUCAUAUGUGGGGCUUCGGUUUCGGCGCAGGGUCUACGAAUGACACCCAAACGAGGACCCGGAGUGUUACCUUGCAACCCGGGCACACAUCAUCCGCCCGACCACAUAUCCCGCCACUCCAACGAAACGAAGCCCGCAUCCUCUGGGGGACACCACCAGCCUACUACCGGUCCUCCCCAACCUCGCAACCCCCCCAACCCUACCCCGGAACCAUCCCCCACCCCCGACCGCUGCUCGAUCUCGGCGGCAGACCAGGCCCCUCCACCGUCGCCGGGCCCUCCUCCUCCUCCAGCGCCGCCCGCCGCUUCCACUCGGUCGUGCCCCCGCGCCCGCAGAUCGCCGAGGAAGACGAGUGCCCCGUCUGCCACCGCGAGCUCCCGCCCCGCAGCCUCCCCAACUUCGAGGCCCUCCGCGAGGCCCACAUCACCAGCUGCAUCACCUCCCACAGCCGGUACGGCGCGCCCACCGCGCCGAGGAGGGGGCUUGGCGGUGAUGACGACGAUGACGACGACGACCCGGAUGCGCUGCCGGCUGCGCCGCCGCCGGUCCGCCGCACGGGCAUGUUCCCCUACGUGGCGACUGAGAAGGACUGUGUCGACUCGGCGGAGUGCUCUAUUUGUCUGGAGGAGUUUGAGGUUGGUGUGGCCAUGGCCAGGCUGGAGUGUCUGUGUCGCUUUCAUAGGGCGUGUAUCAAUGCCUGGUGGGAGAGGCAUCCGGGACGGUGUCCGAUGCAUCAGCAUGAUGGGUUGGGGUAUUAGUUGAGAGUAUUGUUUGUUAGGUAUGAACAUUUGUCUUGGCUCGGGUGGCGCAUAUAAGGGACUGGUAGCGUUGGGUUGGUUAGGGGUCGGAUUUGUGAGUGAUUUGUUUGGCGUUUUGGGGGAACGGGUGGGAUACAUUAUCAG
Messenger RNA from Chaetomium fimeti, 2129 nucleotides. RefSeq names its product FYVE zinc finger-domain-containing protein. Gene Ontology annotation, biological process: protein ubiquitination. Bases 132 to 1985 code for a protein of 617 amino acids. Gene Ontology annotation, molecular function: metal ion binding. NCBI's taxonomy places the organism in Eukaryota, Fungi, Ascomycota, Sordariomycetes, Sordariales, Chaetomiaceae. The record is from RefSeq and is a predicted model, not a curated record. The transcript has 3 exons.